AUGGAGCUCCUUGCCAUGAGCAGACAAGUCUGUAAGACACCGGGUGUGGGGAGCCAGGGCUUCUCUAGCUGGUCGGCUGUGGAGUUUGCCAGCACGAGGAAGAACUAUGUAGCUCGCUCUGGGGCAGCUAGUGUAAGGGCUUAUGGGAUCCGGAGCAGAGCACCUGCCUUUGGCAGUGGAAUCCUCUAUGGCCUGGGUGGCAACAGGAAUCUCUCUACUAGUGUGGCAGCUGGUGGCUUCCAGAUUGGUGGCUUUGGCGGAGUUCAAGAAAGCUUUGGUGCUGGCUCUGGGAAUGGCUUUGGUGGUGGCAGAGGAAUGGGAGGUGGCACUGGGAAACCUGGUGUCUUUGGACCGGCUGGUGUCUUUUCGAGGCCUAGAAUCUCUGGCUCUGGGGGAAUCCAGGAAGUGACCAGCAACAAGAGCCUCCUGCAGCCCCUCCUUGCGGAGACUGACCCCCAGGCUGUGGAAAUCAAAGUCAAAGAGUAUGAAGAGACCAAGGCCCUCAAUGACAGGCUCGCCUCCUUCCUUGGCAAGGUACGUUUCAUGGAACAACAUCACAAGGCCCUGGAGACCGCCUGGGAGCUACUCCAGCAGCGGAGUCCCAGCUCCAUCACCAGCACCAACAGCCCUGACUCUCAUUUUGAUAGCUUCAUCAGCUCUCUGCGCCGUGACUUGGAUGACAUCGCUUCGGAGAUAGGCCACCUGGAUUUAGAGCUGAGGGACGUGCAGAGCACAGUGGCAGACUACGCAAAGAAAUACGAGGGUGAAAUCAACAAACGAAAGGCUGCUGAGAAGGACUUUGUGACUCUGAAGGAGGAUGUGGACUCUGCCCACCAGGCCAAGAUGAAGCUUCAGGCCAAUGUGUAUAUUCUGAUAAAAGAAAUCAACUUUCUGAGGCAUCUCUUUGAGGAAGCAUCCCAGUCGCAGAACGGUGUCAGUGACACAUCUGUGGUCCUCUCCAUGGACAAGAACUACAGCCUGGACUUGCACAGCAUCAUUUUUGGGAUCCGUACCCAGUUUGAAGGGAUAGCUCAGAGGGACAAGGUGGAGGCUGAGUUGCUGUACCAGACCAAGUUGGGGGAGCUCCAGACCACAGCUGGCAGGCAUGCAAAUGACCUGAGGAGCAUCAAGGGCCAGAUGACAGACAUCAACAGGGUUAUCCAGAGGUUACAGGAAGAGAUGGAGAAUGCCAAGAAGCAGAAUGAAAAGCUGUCUAAGUCCCUCAUGAAAGCUAAGCAGUGUGGUGAGACAGCAACCAGGGAUGCCAAUACCAAGCUUCAAGACUCACAGGCUGCCCUGAAGAAGGGCAAAGAUGACCUGGCUGGGCUGCAGAGAGACUACAAUGAACUGUUGGAUGCCACGGUAAACUUGGAUAUGGAGAUUGCUGCCUACCACCAGCUGCUGGAGGGUGCCGAGUACAGGUGA
Messenger RNA from Onychomys torridus (southern grasshopper mouse), 1425 nucleotides. RefSeq names its product keratin, type II cytoskeletal 3-like. Gene Ontology annotation, cellular component: keratin filament. Gene Ontology annotation, biological process: intermediate filament organization; keratinization. The record is from RefSeq and is a predicted model, not a curated record. Bases 1 to 1425 code for a protein of 474 amino acids. Gene Ontology annotation, molecular function: structural constituent of skin epidermis. NCBI's taxonomy places the organism in Eukaryota, Metazoa, Chordata, Mammalia, Rodentia, Cricetidae. The transcript has 7 exons.